Ricinus communis (castor bean) is the source of this 2135-nucleotide messenger RNA. RefSeq lists its product as uncharacterized. Gene Ontology annotation, biological process: protein N-linked glycosylation; N-acetylglucosamine metabolic process. The transcript is spliced from 2 exons. Gene Ontology annotation, molecular function: beta-1,4-mannosylglycoprotein 4-beta-N-acetylglucosaminyltransferase activity. Bases 505 to 1683 code for a protein of 392 amino acids. The record is from RefSeq and is a predicted model, not a curated record. NCBI's taxonomy places the organism in Eukaryota, Viridiplantae, Streptophyta, Magnoliopsida, Malpighiales, Euphorbiaceae. Gene Ontology annotation, cellular component: membrane.
UCGCCUAUGCGAUAAUAAAACGAGGGGCAGUCUAGUCAAUAAGCAAUUAUAUUCUUAAUCUAUAUAAUAACAAUACAAACGGCUCUUUCUUUUUCUCACUCGCACUCUCCCUGAAAUCUUUUGUUAUAAGUUAUUGAAGAAGAAACCUAUUAGACAUAAACAUAGUCUUUACAACUGCCACCCAUUAACAACACAGCCUCCAUUUUUUUUUUUUUUUUAGAUAUUAUUAUUAUUAUUUCUUUUUGAGGCUAAAGUCUGUGUUUUUAUUGUGGUUGGUUUAGAAAAGAGAAGUCAGUUUUAGAGGGAGAAUUAACGGCUAAAUUUUGCUGGUUUUGCGGCUGCUGGAGAACCGGAGAUCGAGGGAAGUUUUUUUUGGAAAGUUACAGAAAUAUUGAUUUUUUUUUUAGGAUUGGACUUUUUGUUAUUUUUGGGUGAUAGGGUGUUGAUCUGCUUCCAAUUUGUAUUAAAAUAUCUUAUUAGAAAAGAGAAAUAACAAAGAAAAAAAUGUGGUGGAUGAUGAGUGAAAAUGGUGGGCAUUACUGUUCCAAGAAGACUGAUGAUAUUUGUGGUGAUGUUUGUGGCCAGGACUCAGGCAGGGUUUUGAGUAUGAACAGACUUCGGUGUAUCCUCCGUGGCAUUGAUCUAAAGACAUUAUUAUUUUUAUUCAUUCUCGUGCCAACAUGUGUCUAUGGUAUUUAUGUGCAUGGACAAAAGAUUUCAUAUUUCCUGCGGCCCUUGUGGGAAAAACCGCCUAGAAGCUUUAAUGAAAUUCCACAUUACUAUCACGAGAAUGUUUCUAUGCAUAACCUCUGCAAGCUCCAUGGUUGGAAGGUUCGUGAGUUUCCAAGACGUGUUUAUGAUGCAGUGUUGUUCAGUAAUGAGCUGGACAUCCUCACAGUUCGCUGGAAAGAAUUGUACCCUUAUGUGACACAAUUCAUUCUUCUUGAAUCUAAUUCAACGUUUACUGGCAGUGAAAAGCUCCUCUAUUUUGCCAACCAUCGAGAUCAGUUCAAAUUUGUUGAGCCCAGAUUGACAUAUGGAAUGAUUGGAGGGAGAUUUAGGAAAGGAGAGAACCCAUUUAUUGAAGAGGCAUAUCAGCGAGUAGCAUUGGAUCAGCUUAUCAAAGUUGCAGGGAUUUCUGAUGAUGACUUGCUGAUAAUGUCAGAUGUAGAUGAGAUACCAAGUAGGCAUACUAUCAAUCUCUUGAGAUGGUGUGACGACAUACCUCAAAUUCUUCAUCUUCGGUUGAAGAAUUAUCUCUACUCUUUUGAGUUUCUUGUGGAUAAUAAUAGCUGGAGAGCUUCAGUCCAUAGGUAUCAGACAGGAAAGACACGAUAUGCACAUUACCGCCAGGCAGAUGACAUUUUGGCAGAUGCAGGAUGGCAUUGCAGCUUUUGUUUCCGCCGUAUAAGUGAGUUUAUAUUCAAGAUGAAAGCUUAUAGCCAUUACGAUAGAGUCAGAUUCAAGCGUUUUCUAAACCCUGAAAGAGUGCAAAGAAAAAUCUGUGAGGGUGCUGACCUAUUUGAUAUGCUUCCAGAAGAAUACACAUUCAAAGAGAUCAUUGGGAAAAUGGGACCAAUUCCUCAUUCUUACUCAGCUGUUCACCUUCCAUCUUAUUUAAUAGAGAAUGCUGAUGAGUACAGAUUUCUCUUGCCUGGGAAUUGUAUGAGAGAAAGUGGGUAAUUAUCAUAAAUAACCUUCCAAUAUCUGUUUAUGUAAAGCUUAGGCAGAGGUGCGGCUUGUGCGACUCCAUGCGAAGGUCCAACCAAACAUGUGACAACUGCGAUGCGCCGACCAAGUUUGGGAAAAAUGUUUGGAGAGUUGGGCAACUUCUUGGAAAUUUUAUGGGGUCAAAUUAUGUAUAUAGCUUUCUUCUGGAUUUGGUUUUUAUUCAAUGCAGAGCUUGCGGAACUUGACCUGGUGCGGAACUUGCUGUGGAUGGUAGUAGCCAAGUCAUUACUGGGCGUUUGUGUACUUGUUAGCAUUGGUAGAACUUGAUUCUCCAAGUAUUCUAAUAUAUAGUUUUGAGGUUCUGAUGAUUUCCCUGUGUAGGGAAGUUUUGUUGUGAGACAAUUUAUUCUUGUCAUUUAACACAAUGAUUAUUUGAUUGCAUUUAGAUCUUAUAUUGACGACAA